AUGACAACCGUGAAUGGAACAACAAUCUUCUUUUCAUGUGACGUUCCAUUUGUAUCCUUUCAAGAAUGUCGAAAACAACAUUCUCAACCAAAUUUAAAAUGUGAAUAUCUGCUUGAUGAUAAACAACAACAACAACAGAAUAUAAUCGAUGCUAACAAUGAAGAAGGUAUUAAUCCCAAUUCAACAACAUUUCCAUCUAUUAUGAAAAAUUCAAGUGUUCAACGAGUACUUCAUAACUCAACCAUAUUUUUUACGUAG
This is a messenger RNA of Rotaria sp. Silwood2, 258 nucleotides long. Lineage: Eukaryota; Metazoa; Rotifera; Eurotatoria; Philodinida; Philodinidae. The record is from the annotation of a GenBank genome assembly.